Molecule: messenger RNA, 2634 nt
Organism: Sycon ciliatum
Lineage: Eukaryota; Metazoa; Porifera; Calcarea; Leucosolenida; Sycettidae
Product: G2/mitotic-specific cyclin-B3-like
Exons: 14
Coding region: 160-1683 (507 amino acids)
Biological process (GO): mitotic cell cycle phase transition; regulation of cyclin-dependent protein serine/threonine kinase activity
Cellular component (GO): cyclin-dependent protein kinase holoenzyme complex; nucleus; cytoplasm
Molecular function (GO): cyclin-dependent protein serine/threonine kinase regulator activity
Source: RefSeq, a predicted model, not a curated record
CUUCGGACUUUCGUUCUCACUGGCAGUCACACUACAGAUGGAGGGAGCAUAGUUAGUCCUUUUCCACCUCCAAAAUUUCUUUGGACUCUCUUCCAGCUUCGCUUUGCUCUUCAUGUCACCCCCAUCCAACACCACACACCUAACUGGCCUUGAUUCAUCAUGACCAGCACCAGACGUAUGAGCAGGCAGAAGCUGGUUGAUGAUUCCUUCCCGCAUGCUAAGCCUCGGCAUGGCAAUAUUGCCAAAUCGGUCAAAGAGACGUUCAAGGACUUGACCCAUCGCGGCAAGCGGGAGCGAAGGUCAUGUCCGGAUUCGCCUCGCGGUGACCUCCCAGCCGAAAAGCGAACGCGAAAGGCAUUUGUAGAUUUGACAAAUAGUUCUGUUAAUGUAACUAUAGGUGGAAAGAAAGAUGAAAAGUCGACUAAACGACAGUCCAGCAAACAGACCAAGGCACAAGGAACUGCUACUACCUUGCAGGAAAAUUGCGAGAAUGUAGCACCGGCUGAACAGUUUGUUGAAUUUGAAAAUGCCAAGGUGGAGAAAGUCGAGAGUGCACUAGAAAGUACAGAGGAGGGAAAUGAAGCGGUUGAUCGCCGCUUGUCUGGGUCCACUCAGCUUGUUGCCGGCCUGGAACCGCUGCAAAUCAGCGGUACUAGCGAUGACAGCAUGGGAGUCAUCCCGGAGACCUACACCAGGCCGGCGAGCCCCUGCAGUGGCAAUAUCAAGCCGCCGGAGUCGCUGACCAAGCUGUGUGACGGUGCUUUGACGACCGGUCAGAGAAUGACGCCGCCUCCGACUGUAGAGAGUGUUGGAGAGGUGUCGAGUGCGGCAAGUACAUGCUUUGCCGACGGGGACACAGAACCGCAGUAUCGUGACAUUGACGAAGCUGAUCUUAGCAAUCCAUUCGCGUCAGCCAUAUAUGUAGCUGAGAUCUACAAGAAUAUGCGUGAGAAGGAGGAGACUAAUCCAAUCAAGCCCUAUCUGACACGACAGACUGGCAUUACGGAACACAUGCGUGCUAUUCUCGUUGACUGGCUAGUGGAGAUUCAAGAAAACUUUGAACUUGUCCAUGAAACACUGUACCUGACUGUUGCGUACGUGGAUCGCUUCUUGGCUGGUGCGCUCACAGUUCGAAGAGAGGAGCUGCAGCUAGUUGGUGCUACCGCCAUGUUUGUUGCUUCGAAGUUUGAGGAGUUUAGUCCACCUCCACUUGACGAUUUCAUUUUCAUCUGCGAUGAUGCUUACACUAGAGAAGAGCUUAUCCAGAUGGAGAUUCAGUUGUUAUCAAUUCUAGAUUACAAGUUAGAUAUUCCGAUCGCCUAUCGCUUCCUUCGUCGUUAUGCAAAGGCUGCUGGUCUCACCAUGGAGACGCACACUUUGGCGCGUUACAUUUGCGAGCUUUCUCUCCAGGAGUACUCGUUUGUGUCUCGCAAGCCAUCGGAGCUAGCGGCGGCAGCACUCUACAUGACUCUGCGAAUGGCUGCUAUAGGCGAUUGGACACCCCAUCUGGAGUACCACACGGGCUACAGCUUCGGAGAGCUGACUGACUGUGUGCGCUCUCUCAAUGACAUUCUGAAGAAGCCGCAGACUGAUCUGUCAUCCGUCCGAUGCAAGUACUCCCACGAGGUAUUCUUCCGUGUAGCCUCUAUCCCACCUCUCACCAAUUCUGAGCUCUCCGUGUAGAGCCCCUCUCAAGUUGAGCUUCUUUUGCACAGCACAGGAUGCGAAUGUCCGCUGUACCGUAGCUCGUUGCAUCAGUUCCUGUCCGCGUAGAUUCUCGUUCCGUUGUUGAACACCAGGGCGCGUAGCCGCUGCUGUGGAGGGGCGCCGCUCUCUCUCGCCUACGAAACUUGCCAACUGCAUCUGCUACUCGGCUGUGUGUGUGCAUUGUUCUGGGAGUUCUUUCGGGGGUAAUCAGUGGCCGUGUCCCUUCUGUCUGUUGGUGUCUGUUGCUUCGUUGCAUCCGUGAUUGUCCCUAUGCCAUCAUUUUUCUUCAUCGGUCUCAUCCUAAAUUAACAUCAAGAUUUUUUCGUUCAUCUUAUAAUUCCUGACUAUUCCCACCUAAUAUUGCAACUCAUUUGUGCACGUGUACGUCAUUUAUAUACUGCAGAAGAAGAAAAAAGAUGUAUAAAGCUACUAAAAAUCGGCAGAACGUAGGAUGGAACAAGUUGCUGUCCUCUUCACCCAGCGUGUGUGCUUUUCACCUGGCACUUUGUAGUCUGUGCGUGCUUCUUUUUUCUUUUUCUUUUAUUUCACCCGGCGCGUUUCUUUAGUGGCACUGUUGAUCUGGAGAAAUAAAACCCGUGUUAUUAUUAUGUUCGUGUUGUGCUGCAUGCCGCGCUAUGCUCUACGUGUAUAAUGUGUGUGUGUGUCUCGGUUCUGUUUAGAAACUGGUUCUUUUAAUCAAUGUUACGGCCAUGGCGAAUUUCAUGGCUCACUGAUUAUAAACCGCCGCCUGAAGACAGCUUUCUAUUUUGUGCCUCUCUUCCACGCCUGCUGCACAUGUUGGAGCGGAUAUUUCUCUAUCAUAAUGCUGUUGUACGUUUGAAAGAAUAUGUCGAACAAGCAUCACCGUAUGUCGAAACUAUUUGAUCUGUAACAAUGCAUGUUUUGUGCCAUUGUUCAAGAUGAAAA